Molecule: messenger RNA, 10731 nt
Organism: Grammomys surdaster
Lineage: Eukaryota; Metazoa; Chordata; Mammalia; Rodentia; Muridae
Gene: Sptbn5
Product: spectrin beta, non-erythrocytic 5
Exons: 66
Coding region: 1-10731 (3576 amino acids)
Biological process (GO): actin cytoskeleton organization
Cellular component (GO): cortical actin cytoskeleton; cell projection; cell junction
Molecular function (GO): actin filament binding
Source: RefSeq, a predicted model, not a curated record
AUGGACUCUGAGUAUGAGAUAGGCCAUGUCCGCAAGCUCCAGGCUCAGCAUGCACACAUGCAGAAGAAGACCUUCACCAAAUGGAUCAAUAACAUCUUCCGACUAGGACGGGUGGGCAUCAGGAUCCAGAACCUGUACAAAGAGCUUGCUGACGGUGCCCACCUACUGCGGCUGUUAGAACUUAUCUCUGGGGAGGUCCUACCGGCUCCCAGUCCAGGCCGCCUGCGUGUGCACUUCCUGGAGAACAACAGCCAUGCCCUGGCCUUCCUCAGGGCCAAGGUGCCCAUACCCUUCAUUGGGCCAGAGAACAUUGUGGAUGGAGACCAGUCACUCAUCCUUGGACUCCUCUGGAUCAUCAUUCUGCGUUUCCAGAUUUCCCACAUCUCCUUGGACAGGGAGGAGUUUGGGGCCAGUGCAGCUUUGCUGUCUGCCAAGGAAGCCCUGCUGGUGUGGUGUCAGCGGAAGACAGCCAGCUACACCAAUGUGGACAUCACUGACUUCUCCCGAAGCUGGAGUGACGGGCUUGGCUUUAAUGCCCUGCUCCAUGCUCACAGGCCGGACCUGCUGGAUUAUGGCUCACUGAGUCUGGACCGCCCUCUAUACAACCUCUCCUUUGCCUUCCGUGUGGCUGAGCAGCAACUAGGUAUCGCACAGCUGCUGGACCCUGAGGAUGUGGCAGCCCUGCAUCCAGAUGAAUGCUCCAUCAUGACCUAUGUGUCUCAAUACUACCACUAUUUCUCCCGCCUGCAGCAGGGGCAGACAGCCCAGAGGCGGCUGGCUAAGAUCCUGCUGCAGCUGCAGGAGACGGAGGCACUGCAGGCUCAAUACGAGCAGCUGGUGGCUGACCUGCUCUGCUGGAUUGAGGAGAAGCAGAUGCAGCUGGAAGCUCGGGGCUUCCCAGACUCACUACCUGCUAUGCGCCAGCUACUGGCAGCCUUUGCCUCCUUCCGUAUGCAGGAAAAGCCACCUCGGUUGCAACAGCGAGGAGCCACAGAGGCCCUGCUCUUCCAGCUACAGACAACACUCCGAGCCCAAAACCGAAGGCCAUUCCUACCUCGAGAGGGCCUGGGUCCUGCAGAACUGGCUCAGCGCUGGGCAGAACUAGAGAGGGUAGAGGCCUCCAGGAGCCAGGCCAUGCAGCAAAGGCUGCUACAGCUGGAGCGACUGGACACUCUGGCCCGCCGCUUUCAAUCCAAGGCAUCCCACCGGGAAAGCUUUUUAAAUGAUGCAGAGCAGAUGUUAGACCAGGCCAGAGCCUCCCUCACUGACCCAGCCACAGUAGAGGCAGCCAUUCAGAGGCUGAGCAUGCUGGAGGCUGGCAUCCUGCCCCAGGAAGGGCGCUUCCAGGCCUUGGGCGAGAUGGCAGAUAUCCUCCAACAGGAAGAGUAUCACAGCUGGCCAGAUGUGGCCUGCAGGCAGAAGGAGAUCACUGGGCGCUGGCGGAGGCUCCUGCAGUGUUUACAGGAGGAGAGGAAGCACAUGGCAGGCACACGGGCUGUGCUGAUUCUGCUGCAGGAGGUGGAGACUGCCACCGACCAGCUUGGGGAGCUGCAGGUGUUGGCCAGCUCCACAGCCUGUGGGCAACAGCUGGCAGACAUAGUGUUGCUGCUGCAGAGCCAUGACCUGCUGGAGGCCCAGGUGUCAGCCCACAGGACCCAUGUGAAUCGUCUUGUCCACCAGACGGCAGAGCUGGGCUCCUCCCAGGCCCCCAGUGUGCAGAUGCUGCAGGCUAAAGCCCUAGCACUGGGAGAGCUCCACCACAGCCUGGUGUCUCUUGUCAGAGCCCGACGCACCCUGCUAGAGCAGACCCUCCAGCGGGCACAGCUCCUGCACAGCUGUGGGGAGGAGGAGGCCUGGUUGCAAGAGCACAGACAGCUAAUGGAGAAGGCAGCCCUGGGCCACGACCUCACUCAGAUCGCUACUGCUCUGCAGAAACACAAGGCUCUGGAAACCGAACUCCAUCGCCACCAGGCUGUGUGUGUAGAUCUCCUGCAGAGGGGACGCAACCUCAGUGUCAGAGAGCCCCUGGCACAGCCAGAUCUUCUGGAAAGGGCGGAAGCAGUUCAGCGAACAUGGCAGCUGCUCUGGAGUGGAGCCGCAAGGCGGCGCGCCCGGCUGCAAACAGCACUGCUAGUUGGGCAGUACUUUUCUGACUCGGCCGAGGCGGCGUCCUGGCUUCUCCAGCGGCAGAAACGACUGGAGAGCGCGUUCUGCGGGAAGGACCAGGCAGACGCCGAGGCCCUGUUGCAGCAACACCUGCGCCUGGAGCAAGGCGUGCGCGCCUUUGCAGCGGAACUGCAGGAGCUAGAGGAUCAGGCGCGGGCUGCCGCAGCCCUGGUGUCACUCAUGGUGCACACCGGGACAUGGAAAGAACCCAGACUCGUGCCUCCUACACCAAAUGAGGAACCUCCAGAAGAUCAGAAAAGGCUUGACAGAGACAGCAUUGGAGGACCCCAGGGUAAGACUCGAGUUUUAGCAGCACCAGGCAGCCAGUAUUCACAUCAACAGAUACCCUUCUUCUCCAAAGAGGGAGCUCUGAGCACCCAGAAGCUUAAAGAGUUGGGAGACAGGCAGAACAGGAUGGCCGUCAUCCACAGCACAGAGAAGAAACCGCAGGUGCUAUCUGCCCUGGGCUUUCUAGGAGAAGACCCAAGGACAGCUUUCCAGACUGUGUAUGACUUUCACCUCGACUCCAACACCAUACUCCAGACACAGGCUGACUUGAGGCAGAACUAUGAGACCCUGAGGGCCCUGGCAAAGCUUCACAGGGCCCGACUGGAGGAGACAGUCUCCCUGUUUAGCUUCUACAGCUCCUGUAGGGAGCUCCAGUCCUGGCUGGAGGAGCAGAUAGCCCUGUUCCAAACAUUGCAGCCCCAGGGUGACAACUUAGGGGUCACACAGCUCAAAUAUGAGAAUGUUCUCAUGACCUUGGCCACUGGAAAAGGCCACUGGGAAGAGGCUAUCAGCAUUGCUGAACAACUGAAGCAAAGAUGUCCAGGACACAUCUCAAAAAUCCAACAACAACAGGAGGACCUGAAGCAGAGGUGGCACCAGCUGGAGGCCCUGAAGGAGGAGAAACUCCUGCAGCUGACAUGUGGCAUGGAGGUGUGCAGUCUUUUACAGGAGUCUGAACCCACACAAGCCCAACUGCUAAGUGUGAUAAGCAGGCUGGAGGCUCUGGGAACAAGAAGGCCUGGGGACAGCCAUCGUACCCUGCAGCAGAUCCAGCAGAAGGUCCUGGUAUUGGAGAAGAAGAUCUCCUACCUCCAAAGAGCAACCAUAGAGGUGAUGGAGUCAGGCCCCACAGAGGGCUGGCUGCUUUGGGAACAGGUCCUGAUGUUGCAGUCACUGCUAAAGCAAGCACAAGGACGGAUGGCCCAGCAGGUCCAGGUCCAGACUGAGGCUCGGGCUCAGCAAGGCCUCCUCCAAGAGAGCCAGAAGCUGCUGCAGUGGGCAGAGAGCAUCCAGGCUCAACUGUGCAGCAAAGAGGAGCUGGAGGAUGUGGCCUCAGCCCAGCAGCUGAUGAGGAAGCAUGGAGUCCUACAGGAGGAGACCUGCCUGUGGAGAGAGAGGCUGCAGCAGCUGGAGGCUCAGGGUCAGCUGGUGGCAGUCUCAGACUCUCCACAGUCCCAAGAGGUGGCCAGUGCUCUAAGGCUCCUAGGCCAGCACAGCCAGCAGCUGAAGGCUCUGUGGGAGCAGAGACAGCAGAAGCUUUGGGAGGGGCUGGAGCUGCAGAGGUUUGGCCAAGAAAUGGAUGGUUUCAUAGCCACCUGUGCCAGCCAUGAGGCCUUACUGCAGCUGGACAAUCUUGGGGAGGACAUAAGGGAGGCCCAGCACUUGCUGCAACAGCACCAGGGGUUAGGGUGGCUCCGCAGCACCCUGGGAUCACGGGCAGAGACCCUGCGUGCACAUGGUGAGAAGCUCCUUCUGAGCCACCCUGCUGCCGUGCACAAGAUCAGAAAGCUGCUGCACAGUGCCCAGGCACAGUGGACCAGGGUCCAAGAGAGGAGUGACCAGAGAAGGGGACAGCUGCUGGCUUCCCUCCAGUUGCAGGAAUGGAAGCAGGCUGCAGAUGGUCUAAUGCAGUGGAUGGAGGAGAAGUGGCCCAGGGUGGCAGAUGAACGUUCCCAAGCAUGCAGCAACAUUCUGCAGAAACUCAAGUGGCACAAAAUAAUUAAGAGUGAGCUAUUAGCCUCCUAUAGGUACAUGGAGGACCUACAGCAGGCUGGGAAAGAAAUGUUGCAUAGCAACCCAUAUGCACAGGAGGACAUACAGGACAGACUUCAAAGCCUUAAACACAAGUGGGAAGAGUUGAACCACAAGAUGGCAGAUCAAGGGGAUAGGCUGCCGAAGACCAGACAGCAGAGCCAGCUCCUAGAACUACUACAGGAUGUCAGGGAGACAAUGGAGCAUCUGGAGGGAGCCCUGCAGAGCACAGAAACUGGGCAGGACUUGUGCUCCAGCCGGAGGCUGCAGAGACAGCAUUACCAACUAGAGGACAAGAGCCAGGCGCUGGCCAGCAAGAUGGCUGCCCUCAUCUCUCAGACCCACAAUGCAUUCACUUCCUUAACCAUCCUGGAGGAGAGCCAGAAGUGUCACCAGAGGUUCAAAUCCCUGCAGAGCAAGCUGGCCACCCGACAGCAGCAGCUGCAGGCCUCAGUCGAGCUGUAUGAAUUUAACCUCCUUAGCAACCUGGAGCUCACGUGGGUGGCUGAGCACAUGCUCAGUGCCGGUCCUGUCAGCCCUGCCCAGUGCUGGCAUGAUGCCCAGAGCCUUCAAAGAAAGCACAAGGUGCUCCAGGCUGAGGUGAAAGGUCAUGUAGGACACAUGCACAGGGUACUAAGUUCUGGCCAGAGUCUAGCAGCCUCUGGACACCCUCGAGCUCAGCAUAUCAUGGAGCAGUGCCAGAAGCUAGAAGUCCACUGGGCAGAACUGGAGCAGGCGUGUGAGGGACAUGCCCAUUGCCUGCAGCAGGCUAUCACUGUCCAGCAGUACUUCCUGAAUGUGUCAGAGAUGGAGGCCUGGGUGGAGGAAAAGUGGCCUCUGGUGAGCAGUCAGGACUAUGGCAGCAACGAGGAAGCCACCUUUGGGCUCACCAGGAAACACCAGAUGCUGCAGCAGGAGAUAGCUCUUUAUUGGAGUUCCAUGGAGGAUCUCGAGCAGAGGCCCCAGGUCCUUGCUGGACUUGAGGCUUCUGAGCGGCUGGGUGUGGUACGGGAGAAGCUGCAGGCACUACAGAAGCUGGCAGCUGAACGGGGGCAGGAGCUGGAGGGGACCCUGAGACUACAUGAAUUCAUGAGAGAAGCUGAGGACCUGCAGAGCUGGCUGGCCAGCAGGAAGCAGGUGGCCAGAGGAGGGGACAGCUUUGGAGAGGACCAUGAGCAUGUGCUGCAACUCUGCACUGAGUUUACCAAGUUUCAGUACCAGGUUGAAACUGGUGCCCAGCGAGUAGAAACCUGCCAACAGCUGGCAGAAAGCCUACUAGAGUAUGGGCACAACACUGCCCUCAAAGCUCACCAGAGGCAGCAGGAUCUACAGGCUGCCUGGUCUGAACUGUGGCAGUUGACCCAGGCCCAAGGCCGCCUGCUCAGUGACGCCGAAACCACCCUCAGAGUCCACAGAGACCUUCUAGAAGUCCUUACCCAGAUUCAGGAGAAAGCCACAAGCCUCUCGAACGAUGUGGCCCAGGAUCUACAUGGGGUGGAGAACCAGCUCCAGAGACAUGAAGGACUGGAACGUGAGCUGGCAGGCAUGGAGCAGCAGCUGCAGGAACUGCUGAAGGCUGCAGGCAGGCUGCAGAGGCUGUGUCCUCAGGCCUUCACUGCUGUCCAGCAGAAGCAGCAAGCUGUGACCCAAGCCUGGGAGGCCCUCCAGCUGCGCAUGGAACAGCGCAAGGCUCUGUUGGAACAAGCGUAUCUCCUGGUCCGAUUCCACACAGCGGCGAGGGACUACACCUCCUGGGUGGCCAGCGUGCAUCAGGAGCUGCAGAUGGAGGAGGGCUCCUGGGAUCCCAGCAGCAUUUUGCUCAGGCUCAGAGCCCACCAAUGGCUGUGGACAGAACUGGAAGCCAGGGAGGAGCUGCAGCAGCGGGCCACUAAGAUGGGCCAAGCACUGCUGGCGGCAGGGACAACCGCUAAGGUCCAGGAUGGGCUUCAAACCCUACAGAAGGAACGUGACCAAGUGUUCCAGGCCUGGGCACUCAAGCAAGAGAGGCUGCAGGCCGUGCUUCAAGAACAGUGCCUCCUCAGACAGUGUGAGCACCUGGCGAAGCUCCUCACAGCCCAGGAGGCAUUCCUAAAAGCCAGCAGCCUGGGAAGCUCAGUGGAAGAGGUGGAGCAGUUGAUCCGAAAGCAUGCGAUAUUCCAGAGAGUGCUAGCUCUCCAGGACAAGAAGGAGGCAGCUCUGCGUGAGCAGUUGAAAAUGAUUCUAAGCCCUAAAGGGCAGAACCUGGUUUACCACGUGUUGGAGCACCGGGCUCAAGUGAAGGAACUGGCAGAGAGCCGGGGACAGGCCCUGCACACCUCCUUGAUGAUAAGCAACUUUACCAGGGCAACAACCCAGGUUGAGGACUGGAUCCAGGAGCGGGUCCAGCAACUGAGAGCCUGGAGCCCUUUUGGGAACUUAAAAGAUUAUCUGAAGCACCUGAGGAAACUCCAGGCCUUUAGGGCUGAGGUCCACGCUCAUGAACAGAUCGUGACCUCUGUUGCCAAGCAAGGUGAAGGGCUCCUCAGUCAGAGCCUCCCUCAGGCUGCAGAGGUCUCCCGGAGGCUGGAGGCCAUGUGGGACCUCUGGGAGAAGCUGAGGCAGGCAGUGACUCUGCAGGGCCAGACCCUGGAAGACAGAUACAACUUCCUGGAGUUCCUCCAGAGAGUGGAGCUUGCAGAGGCCUGGAUCCAGGAGAAGGAGAGGAUGGUGAACAGCUGUGACAUCGGCCUGAACCUUGAGCACUGCCUGCAGCUCUGCAGGCAGGUUCGAAAGUUACAGGUAAGAGACUCUGGAGUCACAGUGACUGAUGCCCACAUCAGGAGAAUCAAAAACUUGUCACUGCAGCUCAAGAACCAGGGCCCUGAGGAAUCUGAGAUCAUCCGCCAGCGGCAAAACCAGCUCAACAAUAGGUGGAAGACUUUCCAUGGAAACCUACUCCUGUAUCAGCAGCAGCUUGAAGCAGCCCUGGAGAUACAUAGAUUUUCCAGUGAACUGGAUGACAUCAUUGAGCAGAUCAGGGAGAAGGAAUCGCUGAUCCCGGCCCUGGAGGGCACUGAAGAUUUGGAGAACGUACAGAGGCUGUCAUGGAGACAGAAAAUGGUGCAGCAGGAGAUGGACCUCAUCCAGACCCAGGUGGAGUCUCUUGGAGGUAGGGUAGGCCAGCUCUGCGAGGAAAGUCCCGAAGUUGCACACAGCCUCAGACAUAAGCAACAGGAAAUGAUGGACAGCUGGUGGAAGGUCUGGAGCAAGACCCAAAACAGGAAGGAGUUGCUGGAUGUGGGCCAUGAAGUUGAAAAGCUCCAGACUCGGCUACAGGAUCUGCAGGACUGGGCCCAGGAACUACAGGCUGAGAUGGCCAUACAGGCCAUCCCCUGCAGCCCUGUGAGAAUCCUGUACAUGUUGGAAGAGAACCAGGCAUACAAGGUUGAGCUGGACAUCCGAACAGACAGCCUUGACCUGGUCCGAAGCAUGGGGCAGCGGCUGCUUGCAUCUGGAUACCCACUGGCCUCUGGGAUUCGCCAGCCCCUGGCCACUGUAGAGCAGGAGUUGAGUAGCUUGCAGGAAUCAUGGCAGAGGCGGCAGCAGCAGCUACAGCAGGCCUUGGAGCAGCAGCUGUUUCUGAGCUCUGUGGAAAAGGCGGAAUGCUGGCUUGACAGUGAAGAUGCCGCCCUGGCUAGUGAGGGAGUGGCGGACCCCUUGGUCACUGUGGAGACUCUUCUGUCAAAGCACAAGAGGCGUGAGCAGGGCCUGAAGGCACAGGCUGAAAAGAUCAGUGCACUGGAGGCCACAGCCCACAGCCUGCACCAGGGUGGAUACUCUGCGGCCCAUAGCAUCCUGGACAGAUGCCAGGCCCUACUCCUGAGGACAGAGGCACUCACAGAGCAAGCGAGGGCCUGGGGAUGCCAGCUGGAGGAGCUGCAGAAGCUUCGGAAAUUUUUGCAGGAUUCCAAUGAGGUAGCUACAUGGCUGAGGGAGAAGAACCUGGGGGCCCUGGAUGAGGGUCAGCAAGACCCAACCACGAUGCAAGCACAGCUGCAGAAGCAGCAGAAUUUCCAGGCUGAGCUGGAUGCCAGUGUUCACCAGCAGCAGGAGCUCCAGAUGGAGGGACAGAAGCUGCUACACGGGGGCCACCCAGCCUCAGAGACCAUUCAGGGGCAACUGGAAGAAUUAGGAGGCCUCUGGACUGAGCUGCAGAUCAACUGCCAGAGGAAGAUGGCCAGACUACAGGGGGCCCUCAAGGUCCUGCAUCUGCAGAGGGUGCUGAAGGAACUAGAGAACUGGCUGGAGCCUGUGGAAGCAGAGAUUAGAGUCUCUGUCAGAAGCCAGGACCUGCCUAGAGUGGGCGAGCUCCUAGGGUCCCAGGAGGAGCUAGAAGCAGCUGUGGAUAGGCAGGCCAGGCAGGUGCAGGAGUUGCAGGGCCAGGCCCAAGCCUGCUUUCAGGAAGGUCACUGCCUCGCCAAAGAUGUGGAAGAGCAAGCCCAGCAGCUGCUUCACAGAUUUCAGGGCCUUCGGGAGUCCCUACAAGAGCACAGGGCAUCCCUGGAAGCCCAAAGGCUCCUCUUACAGUUCUUCAGGGAUGCUGAUGAGGAAAUGGCCUGGGUUCAGGAGAAGCUGCCCUCUGCCACAGCCCAGGACUAUGGUCAGAGCCUGGGCACUGUGCGCCACCUGCAGGAGAAGCACCAGAAUUUAGAGAAUGAGAUCAGUAGCCACAAGGCUCUGAGCCAGGCAGUGACAGGUACAGGGCACAAGCUUGUACAGGCGGGACACUUUGCCGCUGAAGAAGUGGCCGCCCGGGUGCAGCAGCUGGAGGUGGCUCUAAACCACCUAGAGACAGAGGCAGCGCGAAGGAAGAGGAUGCUACAGCAGGCCCUGGAGAUCCAGCAGGCUUUGGUGGAGCUCCUGGAAGCGGGAUCCUGGUUAGCUGAACAGGGCCAUAUUCUGGACAGUGAGGACCUGGGUCAGGAUGCUGAGGCCACACAGGCUCUUCUGCGGCGUCUGGAGGCCACCACACGAGACUUGGAGGGGUUCAGCAGACACAUUGAGCAGUUACAGCAAACAGUGGUCCUUCUGGAGAGUGGGCAGAACCCAGGCAGUCCUAGGGUGCUGGCCCAGCUGCAGGCUGUGAGAGAGGCCCAUGCACAGCUGCUGCAGAGAGCAGAGAACAGGGGGCAAGCACUGCAUGAGCAGCUGCACCUAUACCAGCUGGAGCAAGAGGCCUUGCUCCUGGAUGCCUGGCUGACCACCAAGCUGGCCGUCGCUGAGUCCCAGGACUAUGGACAGGAUCUAGAAGGCAUCAAGGUGCUGGAAGACAUGUUUGGUGCUUUCAGCAGAGAAGUUCAGAGCCUGGGCCAGGCCAAGAUGCAGACCCUGAGGGAGCUGAUGGCUUCCCUAGAAAGAGGAGCACCCAGGUUCUACCCUCAGAUUCAAGCUCAGAAGUGUCGCGUCCAGACCACUUGGGAGAGGCUGAACAAGGCAAUCAAAGUCCGUACAGAGAACCUGGCAGCAGCCCGUGAUCUCCGGAGCUUUGAGCAGGCUGCCUCAGAGCUCCAGGGGUGGGUGCAGGAGAAGACUACCCUGCUGGAGGAAAAAUUCCGAGAUCACAGCCUGUUGCCUGCACAGCCCCAACUGCAGCAGGAGCAGCAGGAGCAGCAGCAUAGGUGCCUGCAGAGAGAACUGCAGGCUAUUGAAAAAGAGGUGUCAAGAGUACAGAUGGAGGCCCAUCGGCUUGGCCAGCACUACCCUGUGGCUCAGGGGAGCCUUGGUGAGUGGCUCACCAAGGUGCAGGGGGCCUGGGCCAACCUGGAGGCUAAAGUCCAGGAAUGGAGCCAGAAGCUGCUGCAGACUACCCAGGGCCACACCUUUCUUUGGAGCUGCCGAGAAUUGCUAGCGUGGGCUCAGGAGAAGCAGGAGCUGCUUUCCUCGGAGAAGCAGGCUGGGGAUGUGGUGGGGGCCAAGCAGUUCCUUGAACAGCAUGAGGAGCUGAAGCAAGAAAUCCAGGAAUGCUGCCUUCAAGCCCAGAACACGCGGCAGGAAGGGCAGCAGCUGCUGGACAAUGGCCACUUCAUGUCCCUGGAGGUGGCAGAGUGUAUGCAGGAGCUGGAAAGACAUCUGCAGGAGCUUCAGGUAGCCUGGGCCCUGCGUGGACAACGCUUGGAGCAGAGCCGGAGCCUGCAACAGUUGUGGCAGAAGCUGGAGCUGGCUGAGACCUGGCUGGCCUCCAGGGAGUGCCUGCUGCUGGACCCCAGCUGUGGGCACUCAGUGUUGGAAGUGGAACGGCUGCUCUACAGACACGAGGGCCUGGAAAAACUACUGGCAGCCCAUGAGGAGAAGUUCAUCCAGCUUCAGACGAUGACAGAGGAGGCAAAGGGUGCUCAUAUUGUGGAGGUGUCUGUGGAACUUGACCAGCAGCCUCCCACAGAAGGGAGGCAGCCCAGUACCAGCUUCUGGACCAGCAGCCAUGGGAUCUUGAAGCAUCUCAAGGGAAAAAAGAUAGCUCCCACAGGGAAAAGCUGGGGCACCCUGUGA